This is a messenger RNA of Brassica rapa (field mustard), 2804 nucleotides long. Its product is annotated as axial regulator YABBY 4. Gene Ontology annotation, biological process: plant ovule development; cell fate commitment; polarity specification of adaxial/abaxial axis. Gene Ontology annotation, cellular component: nucleus. NCBI's taxonomy places the organism in Eukaryota, Viridiplantae, Streptophyta, Magnoliopsida, Brassicales, Brassicaceae. The record is from RefSeq and is a predicted model, not a curated record.
AUAGACAUAAUUUAUUUUCUUUUAAAAAGAAAAUGUAGUUUACUAGGGAGUUAGGAAUGUGAUUAAUAGUGAGAAUGAGAAUCAUUUACUACUCACAGCUCAUCGAGACGAUGAAGAUUCCAAUUAUUAGAAGUGGGAUAGAGACGCACAUAAGGGGAGUUGCGUAAGAAAAAUUCUCUAGGAUAACUUUUUUUAAGUUUUUGUCACAAAAAUAGCUAUCAAUAAAGAAAAUGACGAAAAUAAAUUUUAUUUAAGGGUAUAUAUUUUAUCAUAGGGUGAAUUAAUCUAGAUUUAAGGUUUAAAGUUAAGGAAUUGAGUUUUGGGAAUAGAAUUUCAAAUUUAAAAAAAAAAUAUUAAAAUUUUCAAAACAAAAAAGAGUUAUUUUGGUCAUUUUCUUUUUUUGAAAGGUAUUUUGUGACAAAAACUUAAAAAUGAUUAUUUGAGAGAAUUGAUGUAUAACCAAAGUAUUUUCACAUGAAAGAAAAGAUAUAUGUAUUGCAUUAAUGAUUUGCAAAACCUAUCUCUCUAUCUAUAUAUACACACACCCUAUCAUUCGUCCUACACAUAAUCUCUUUCUUUCUCUCUCUAUGACAAAAAUGGCCAACAUGACAACACUCAACCAGCUGUUUGAUCUGCCGGGGCAGAUUUGCCAUGUCCAGUGUGGUUUUUGCACCACUAUUUUGCUGGUGAGUGUGCCGUUCACUAGCCUGUCAAUGGUGGUGACUGUGAGAUGUGGGCACUGCACAAGCCUUCUCUCUGUCAAUUUGAUGAAGGCUUCUUUCAUUCCUCUCCAUCUCCUCACUUCUCUCUCUCAUCUUGAUGAGGUUCCCGUGACAUAUAUACUAUGCACGGAAAAAGAGGAGGUUGCAGCCACAACAGAUGGUGUGGAAAAAGAAGCAUGGAAGGUGACUCAGGAGAAGGAGAACAGUCCAACGACUUUGGUUACUUCUUCAGACAAUGAAGAUGAAGAUGAAGAUAAAGAUGUGUCUCGUGUCUACCAAGUUGUCAACAAACCACCUGAGAAACGACAACGAGCUCCUUCCGCUUACAAUUGCUUCAUCAAGGAAGAGAUCAGGAGGUUAAAGGCUCAGAAUCCAAGCAUGGCUCACAAGGAAGCUUUCAGCUUAGCUGCCAAAAAUUGGGCUCAUUUCCCUCCAGUUCAAAACAAGAGAACUGCCUCAGAUCAAUGUUUUUGUGAGGAAGACAACAAUGUGCUACUAUCAUGCAAUGCUCUGGAGGACCAUGAGGUAAGCAAUAAUGGCUUCCGAGAGAGAAAGGCUCAAAGGCAUUCCAUUUGGGGAAAAUCUCCAUUUGAGUAAUAAUAAUUUGGCAUUAUGAAAUGUGAUGGUGACUAUUUUCUUCUAGGGUUUUAUUUUGUUGCUUUAGGGUUUGUGGUAUCUGAGAGAGAAGAGAUGGUAAGAAUCUGAAACGUACGUAGGAUUUGGGUGUUCGAGGAGAGUCUUGGGAAUGAGCGAGUUUAUUCAGUAUCUUCGUACUUCUUAGCUUUGAACUUAAUAUGAAGAGACAGUGACUCUAUAACUGAAUCUUAUUGUUGAAUUCUAAGUACUUAUGUUUUAACAUUCACUUUAGUAAGAAUCUUUGCUAUAAGCUAUCAUCACUAUUCACUAAGAUGCUUCUUGAUUCACUUAAUGCUUUAAUUUGUAUGAUACUACUAACGAUGGGGGAAAAACAAGACGCAUCCUAUUAUAGUAUCGUAAAUAUAAAUUUAUGUUUCCAGAAUUUACAUAUUGAUAUAAACAUCAAAAUCACGAAACAAGAAAAAGAAGACAAAUUUCAAGAGAAAAUAUAUUAGAAUUACUCGACUAGUUGUAAUUAAAAAAAAAAGAUGUAAUCAGUAGCUAAGAUUAAUAAUAUCAUAAAUGAAAAGAAUGGAAGCUAUGAAAAAAAGUUGUUCAAAAAAAAAAAAAGAAAAAAAGGAAGCUAUGAAAAAAAAGAAAAAAAAAAGAAAGAGAUUUCAUUCCAUCUCAUUCACAAAUCUUUUUAAUCAUGAAUGUUUUAUAACUACGUUUCAUUUUCUUUCAAAUAUUCCACGAAGAGAUUUAUAACUGGAAUGAGAAUUUUUUAUUUUGCAGUUUGACGAUGCCAUCAUUUUUUUUGUUUUUGUUUUUGAUGUUUGAAGAUGCUUCUUGAAAGGAUAAAAAUACGAAGUCAAGUCUGACUCACCUGGUAUACGACAAAUUUGGUACGUAUCUACGUAUCCUCAUGUUCCUACAGAAGGCCAAUACUUAGACUAUCUUAUAGCCAUACGUCGGAUAUAUACCCAAUAUUUAGAUUAGGCAUGGGCAUUCGGGGUCCCAAUCGGGUUUCGGUUUAGUCCAAUCAGGUUUCGGUUUAAUCCAAUCGGGUUUUGGUUUUUUGGGUUUACCAAAAACAGUCUCAUUCGGGUUAUAUGAAACUUCGGUUCGGGAUCGGUUCGGGUUCUAUCGGGUUCGGGUCAGGGUUAAUAAAUUUUUAAAGAACCGGUACAAUCCGAUGUACUUUUGGGUUUGGGUCCCGAUCGGUUUUUCGGUUAAAUGUACCUGAUUCGUAUCUACUUUGUAACCAAAAAAUAAAUAAAAUCGGUUCUUCGAUUUUAAAAUACUUGAUUUGUACCUAUUUUGUAACCAAAACAUAAAUAAAAUUGGUUCAAAAAUAAAAAAGAACAUAAAAUGUGAUCAUUCAAAAUCAAGUGAAAGGUAACCAUAGUUAUUUAUAGAAAGAAAAUCAAAUAAAUGAAAACAUAAAACGAAAACCAAGUUCUCAUGAAAUGAAAAACAUUAUUCAGUGAAAACAAAACUAAAAUC